GCAGCCUCUGACCCAUCCUGGCACCCUAACUGACCCACCACAAGGACAGAGAGUGAAUCCUGCCCAGCCCUUGGGGUUCAGUCUGCUUGGCUGAGGAGCCCGUGAAGCCAGGGGUGGCACCGUGCCCAGCCUGCCCGAGGAGGCCCUGGAUAGACCAUGGCAGGUGUCUGCAACAGGGCCCCUGACUUCCUCUCCCCUUCUGGAAACCAGGUCUUGGGGCCUGCCCUGGGAAGUGUGGCCACUCUGAACUGCACAGCCUUGGUGGUCUCUGAGCCCCACUGUCCCCGGCCUUCAGUCCAGUGGCUAAAAGAUGGGCUGCCACUGGGCAAUGGAAGCCAGUAUGACCUCCACGAGGACUCCUGGGUCAAGGCCAACUCGUCAGAGGUGUUUGUGUCCAGUGUCCUGGGGGUCAACCUGACCAGUGCUGAGGACUAUGGGGCCUACACGUGCUCCGUCCGGAACAUCAGCUCCUUCUCCUUCACUCUUUGGAGAGUUGGCCCAGCGGGCCACUUGGCUGCAGUACUGGCCUCACUCCUGGUCCUGCUGGUCCUGCUUCUGGCUGCGCUGCUCUAUGUGAAGUGUCGACUCAAUGUGCUACUCUGGUACCAGGACGCGUACGGGGAGGUGGAGGUGAACGACGGGAAGCUCUACGACGCCUACGUCUCCUACAGCGACAGCCCUGAGGACCGGAAGUUCGUGAACUUCAUCCUGAAGCCGCAGCUGGAGCGGCGUCGGGGCUACAAGCUCUUUCUGGACGCCCGUGACCUCUUGCCGCGUGCAGAGCCCUCCGCAGACCUGCUGGUGAACUUGAGCCGCUGCCGGCGUCUCAUCGUGGUGCUGUCGGACGCUUUCCUUGGCCAGGCCUGGUGCAGCUACAGCUUUCGGGAGGGCCUGUGCCGGCUGCUGGAGCUCACACGCAGACCUAUCUUCAUCACCUUCGAGGGCCAGCGGCGGGACCCCGAGCACCCCGCGCUGCACCUGCUGCGUCAGCACCGCCACCUGGUGACCCUGCUGCGCUGGAAGCCCGGCUCCGUGACGCCUUCCUCCGAUUUUUGGAAAGAGCUCCAGCUGGCACUGCCCCGGAAAGUGCAGUACAGAGCGAUGGAAGGGGACCCCCAGACCCGCCUGCAGGAUGACAAGGACCCCAUGCUGGUUGUGCGAGGCCGCGUUCCAGAAGGUGGUACCCUGGACCCGGAGCUGGACCCCGACCCCGCGGGCGACCUGGGUGUCCGAGGGCCUGUCUUUGGGGAGCCAUCAGCUCCACCAUAUGCAAGUGGGGUCUCGCUGGGAGAGGGCCAGGUUAGCGAGGUGGACGUCUCGGACCUUGGCUCCCGCAACUACAGCGCACGCACGGACUUCUACUGCCUGGUGUCCAAGGAUGACAUGUAGCCCCUCCCCCCACCUGUGUUGGAGCCACAGGAUGCCAGGGACAGCUGGGAGUGGGACCUGGAGCCCUGCCUGUCUGUGGCCCUGGGACCCUUGGGGAAGAGGAGUGGUCCCUCCUUGUGCCAGAAAAUAAAGUCUUUUUGGAUCCUG
Molecule: messenger RNA, 1536 nt
Organism: Hipposideros armiger (great roundleaf bat)
Lineage: Eukaryota; Metazoa; Chordata; Mammalia; Chiroptera; Hipposideridae
Gene: SIGIRR
Product: single Ig and TIR domain containing
Exons: 9
Coding region: 157-1389 (410 amino acids)
Biological process (GO): signal transduction
Source: RefSeq, a predicted model, not a curated record